ACAGCGUUCACGUUGGUCGUGUUUCGAAAUAUAGUGAUUUGAAGGCGAUUUUCACCAAAACCCCGAAUAUCAGAACAGUGAGAGGUGUGCUAAUGAGCUAAUGAUCAUUAGUGAAUUUAGUGAAUCAGUGAAAGUAUUAUGAACUGUUAGUAAUUGAUAAUCAUCAACCGUAAACGCGAACACAUUUCAAAAGGCCUUAAAAUAAUUCGACAGCCUACUGCGUUUGAAACCGUAGCUAACAUAAAGUGCCGCGCGUGCGUUUGUGUAGGUGCUGCCACCACAAAGUACGCACGCACACGCGCACAGUGCCCGUGUUUGUAAGCCUAGCAAGCCAAGUGGUACCAACUGUGAAUGAUUCUCGCGUCGUCAUCAUUUGGUCGUCGACCGUGAACGGGUCAGUUUCGUGCGUCGUUUGUCGUUUUAUCUGAUACCAAGUGCGAGAGAGAAAACGAAGAGAAUAUAUACAUCAAAAAGAGAGUGCAAAGAGAGAAUGAACCAGUUCUCGGAAAAAGAAGACAGCCACAAAGGGAAAGAAGAGUGAAGACCUCAGCAUAAAAGUUGUUCGUUACGCGCGCUCGAUUUCGUGCACUUCAUCAACCUUUCGGUUGCCGUGAAAGUGUGUGCGUGUGUGUGUAUGCGCGCCUGUUUUCGACAACUGGUAUUUGGCUGCAAAGAGCGCGAAUGAUCCCGACUGAAUGUGGAUGGCUGUGUUGGUGAAAUAAGUGUUUUACGGUGUUAUUGAAAUUGGGGUUGCUGCGCUGAGUGAUUACUUUUAUUUUGUUUUGGAAAAGAAGCGACGAAGAAGUGAAACGGAAAUUUGAUUUUGUGAUGGAGAAAUAAGUGCAAGGGGAAAUUUUGAAAUAGUAAAAAACGUGAAAUUCCUGCAGUGCGUGUUCACUUGGAUUAUUUUUAACGGUUGGAUUACGCUGAUGAUUGGAUAAGUCGUUAUUUUGGAUUACGCGCACUGGAUUACACACCAUGGAUACCGAAGGAUUAUUUUGAAUAUCACACCAACUGUCACCCGUGUUUAUCGCCAGGAUAUUGUUGACUGCUAUGCGGAAUAACAGAAUGACAAUGACUGGUGAGGUAGCGAAGAUGACCAAGACAACCACGGUUGUCAACGGUCCGGAAUCACCUUACAAGCCGAGCCAGAUUCUUCUCAGCUCGGUCAAUCCCUGCAUCACGUGUAACCUAUGCAAAGGAUACCUCAUCGACGCAACUACUAUCGUAGAAUGUCUUCACUCAUUUUGCCAUAGCUGCAUUAUGAAACAUUUGCGGACCGAGCAAUACUGUCCUCAGUGCGAGAUGAUGAUAAACAAAGCAAAACCGAACAUCAAACGCGACGCUACGCUGCAAGCCAUCGUCUACAAGCUGGUCCCAAGUCUGUACGAAGAGGAACUGCACCGCAAGCGGGCCUUCUACCGGCAGCAUCCGGAGAAGGCGGCGCUUGCGACACCGGAGCAACGGGGUGAAGACACCGAGCACCUCAUCUUCAGCCCUAGCGAGAAAAUCCCGCUAUCCUUGGAAUACGCCGAAAAGGAGCUCGCCAAGAACAAUAAAGAAUUCGAGCGGCCGAAAUUUCUCCGCUGCGUGGCAAUCUGCCCAAUCGCCACUCUGAAGAAGUUCAUCAUCCGCAAGUACUGCAUUCCGACACAUCUUUACUACGUGGAAAUCAUGUACAAGGUGCAAACGAUCACCCUCCCGGAUCAUUACACCCUGAUGGAUGUAGCGUACAUCUACACCUGGAAAAAGGAUGCAGAGAUGAAGUUCUUCUAUCGCAUUCGUACCCACGAGAUGAAAUCGGUGGAGCUGCCGGAGGUGCCUCUGCGGAGAUCUCCGAGUAUCACCACCAGCACUGGGCGCAGCAGCAGUUCGCUGGCGCUCAUCAAAGAAGAGGACACCGACAGCAAGGAGGCGCAUGAUGUGGUGGAACUUAUCAAGCCGAGUGACAUCAAGCGGGAAGAGCCAAGUUUGAUUGAAUGCGAGGGGGGCAAAGCGUGCACCGGUGAUGCACCGGCUUCCGAAACGACGCCGACAGUGGCAAUCCCCGCGGCGGAAGAAGGCACACACACAAUCGCCACCAGCGCUAAGAGUGCGACGCCUGUGCGAGGUGAGGGUGCUGGUGGGAAUGAUUCCUCCCCGGUUGAUGUGAAGCCGAACGUGGCGAUGCUUGGGAAUCAGCCCCAGCAGCAGCAUGGUUCACAGAUUCGUGGUAACGGUGGUGAGGGGAAAGAAGCUAGCAUUAGUGGAAACAAUAGUGCAGUCGAACAGCCGAAAGUCAAGAAGAAUGAAUCGAUCAAGUUGAAAAUUGAAAUGAACAAAAACACUUACGUUAGCAUCCUGCAGAGUCCCCAAUCGGAUGCUAGCAGCAAGCACAAGUCGGACAAAGUGGAUAAAGUGAAGAAGAAGAAGUCGGAAGAUAAGGACAAGAGUGUGAAUAAGAUAAAGUCAACCAGUGAUCUCAAGAUUAAGAUAGAGAAAGUAAAAGACGGACUAGUCAGUGUUAAGAAAGUGGGCAAAAGCAGCAAGAAAGUGCCGUACAAAGUAGAACUCAACAGUGUCAGUGAGUGUUCGAAAAAGAAGAAUAAAACGACGAACAACGAGGUGGUGGAAAGUAAGAAAGCGAAGAAAGACGCUCAUAAACUUGAGAAAAUUGCGAAGAAAGCGAAAUCUCCGAAACGAAAUCCAGAUUUUGAUAAAGUGCAACCCUCGAUUGUGUUGAAAAUUGACCAGAGAAGUCCUGAACUCUCGACAUCUACCCUGAAGAUAGUGUCACCAUUGGCUUCAUCGUCGCCCAAGCACAAACCAGAACUGUCUCUGGAAGAUGAGAAAUCGCAGUUUUUGAACUCUUUCGAGUUGACCCCAAUCAAGGCUGUUCAGGGCAACGGCUCACGAUCUCCUUCGACUUCCCCUCGGUCAAACUCAUCAUCUCCUCCGAAUUCAUUGGCGCAAAUGAACACCGCUCAGGGCGGUGAGGGUAAACAGGGAAAACGAAAGGCUAAGGAGCCCGCAUCUGGUCGUAGUUUAGUGAAGAAACAAAAACUUUCGGACGACGAAAUGAAAGCGUUGGUCGAAAGAACUGUUCAGGAGAAUAUUAAGUCCACCUCGGAACAAAUUUCGUCGUCUGCAGCUUCACUGAAGGUUGUGAAACAGGAGCUUGAAAGUCCACCGCCAUCUACCAAUGGCAACCUGUCUCAGUCGCAACCCUUGUCUGUUAAAGCGGAAUCCGCGCUCAAGGAUCCUACGAAACAGGAGCCAAAGCCGGAGUCUUUCGACUUCAAAGCACCCAUUGUUCUACCUCCACCGGUAGUGUCAACUUCGAAUAUCCCGGCCCCGAAACCGGCCCAACCAGUGAUGAUUGCCCCGAAGCCUUCAGUUGAACCAAACAAGCGUCCAAUCGUGCCUUCGUUCCAGAAGCCUAUGCAGCCAGCGAAGAAACUACCUCCACUGCUUCCGAAGGAAGUCGACCAUGCAAGGAAUAACCGACAGAAACAUUCGCUUCCCCGGGGAGGACCCCAAUCGAACCCGACCUUCAACAUGUCUCACAAUAAGGAUACCGAGAUCAGCCAAAUCAAGCCGGAAGAUGCAUCGAAGAAAAACAUCAAAGUCUACGGUCCGUCUUCCUCGGACAACGAUAACUUUGCCGUGCCAGCUGCGCUGUCUUCAACGUCAAAGCCGAAGCCAAACAAGAAUCGACCUGUGAACUAUUUGAACUAUGCUCUGAUGAACACCAACAAAGCCCCAGCUGGAUCCCGCACCCCAAUUCCUUCGUACUCAAACUCCCCCAGCUAUUCCCCGGACUCGCCACAGUACAACCCCAACUUCAACAUUUCCACCAAGCAGUACAAAUACGCCAAUCCGAUGGCAUACGCAAACUUCCUCAAGAACAUGGCAAGCGAACGUAAAACCAGCAACACGUCACCCCCAUCGCUUGCGACAGCGGCGGCGGCGGCAACGGUGGAAAAGAAGCCGGAAGUCACGAAGGAGAAAAAGCGGCCCUGUCCCAGUCCCGAAAACAAGCAGGAGCCUCCGGAGAAACAACCCAAACUCCAAUCCCUCCUCAAUCAGAUCAACAUCCCCCAGUCGCUCUCCAUCACCCUGGCGACGGAGGAGGACGAAGCUGCCCGGGAGAAGGCCCGCAAAACCUUGCCAGACGAUGAUAAGAAUUACAUUGAAAUCCUAAAGCUGCCGGAAAUUUCCAUCACCGAAGCGGAUCGAAGCACACCCCCGAAAACGGUGGCCAACACUCAGGAAGCGGCGACCCAGAAGCAGCCAAGCGCGGCCAAGAGCCCAAGUUUGGCCAAAGCGGACAGCAAACCUAAACCCGAUUCGUCAGCGAAAAAAUCCAGUCUCGAGGCGAUGGACAAAAACGCCGCAUCUUUCCAUCAGAAAUUCGUCCAGUUCAGUUCGGUGGAGAAGGAAAAACAGCCCCAGAAGCAGAACAAAAAUGGCAACAAGCCAGAAAAGCAGCAGCAACAUUCCCCCGUGUUCGCCUCGCCAUCCUCUUCCUCGCCGAAUGGCGGCAGCGGCACAUUUAAACUCCCGAAUGCAACCGUCCUGAGCAAUGGCAUUGUGAAGCUCAACUCUUACCCUGAGCUGGAUCUCAUAAACAAGAACAGCGUUGUUGGGCAAAACCCAAGGCCUGUUGUUCCUUCACCCCCCAAGGCGGCAACCGGCGGCGGCUCCAAACACAUUCCGAUUGCGCCGAAACCAACGGGAACGUACUUCCCGCCCACGGGCACUCCGACCGCACUGAUCUCCAACCGUAAAAGUAUGUCCCCACCUGUGCCCCGCUCGGCCGGUUCCCCCGGUCAGCCCAAAGCCAUGACACCGCCAAUGGUGUCCUCCGCUCUACCACAACCUUCACCGCACAACGCACUCACUGCUAUGGGACCAAUGUUCGGUCUGCAAAUGAAACCGGAAAGUUCCGCCGGAUACAGCAACUAUCAUCAGCCCAAGAAAGCGGCGGCGGAACCAAAGCCGAAGAAAGCGGCUCAAAAAUCCACGAAGAACAGCAACGCGCUAGAUCUUUCGACCCCGACGUUGGCCCUGCCACCAGCAGCGUCACCAUCAGCAUCAGCAAUGACGGCGGCGGACAGUUCCAAGGAUGCGAUGAAUAUGCUAAUGAUGAACAACAACCUGAGCAACGCUCAGAAAGCCAUUUUCCUCAAUGAAAUGGCCAAACUGAACAACAGCGGCAUGAUGGUGCCCCAAAUGGGGUUACACCCGCUGCUGAUCCCCUACUAUCUGCAGCACUGGAGCCGAAUGACCAAAGCCGCCGGCAGCGAGAGCAUGGAGAAAUGAGAUUUGCUGAAAACCGUUUCGCCGCGGUGCGGUGACGGACACCCUCUCGGGGGGAGACGUUUGUGAUAAAUAUUCCAUAGGCAUAUGAUAGGUUUAAGCCGGGGGUCCAAACCAUCGUGUUCGUUAAUGUCAUUUGACGAAUGUAUUCGGGGAAAAUCAAAACCUCAUUUCGUCGCGAGAGAUGAGGAAGAGCACAUGAUUAGGGCAGAAAGACUAAACACACUUCAUGAUGUAUACGCUUAUACGUUUUUGUUGAUUAUAUUUUGAUGUUUUAUAUGUGUGUGUGUGAUGGUUUUGUAAAUAUGUGUACAGCGGUGAGAAAGUUUGUGUGUGCGACAAAAAGGUGCUGUCGAAAGGCACGGGUAUGAAACAUCUAGCACAAGUGGUGCUGCAGCUGAAAGGAACUGAAAUUUUGUAAGAUAAAUACGAAUGAACGAGAGAAUGAGAGAAGUGAAGUUUGAAGAGAUUUGUUUUUUUUUCUUCCUGCUUUUUCAUUAACGUUGAGUUAAUUCUCCCCAUUUCACAUCUUCUCGUCACUUUUUUUUCCAUUCAUGCUUUUUUCCGUUCGCUCGGCAAUAAUCUCACACGUACGAAGAGAGCAUUAUUUAUCGUUUGUUUACGGCGCUGCCGCCCAAAGUCGUGCAUUCUCGUCUGUUGGAGAAAAUUACGAAGGAAAAUAUGAGCGAGUCACCUUCGGGCUUCGACAUCGCCAAGAGCUUUGUUAGCGUUUCGUUUCACAUUCUCCGUUUUUGGCGGAUUGCAGCCAGCAGAGUAGGCUCAGAGUAGGCAACUGUGAGUUUUUGAAGCUUGAAGAUUAGGGCCGGAGGAAUGAGUAACGGACAAGGAAGGCCCGAGCGAAAGUUAAAGAUAAGGACGAGUUUGCUGUGUUCCGCCGGUCGUUUUUAAAGCAGUUGAUGAUGUACAAUAAGAAUUGUAUUAUAUUAUCUUUAGGUUUAGUUGUAAUUGUGUGAUUCAAUCGUCGUAACGGAGAUGUUAAUUGAGCACUUAGACGUAAAAUCGUUGUUGCAACCACACUAAAGUCUGUUGAUUCUGGCAUUAUGUUAUAUUUAUUUUUGUUUUUACUCAUUACGUUACGUAUUCGUUUUGCAGAAAUCUUCGAUAGGGACUCAAUUAUAAUAUAAUUUAUAUCGCAGAUGAGGAAAUAAGUCAGAAGAAGAAAGAAACUAUAUUUAACUGUACAUAUAUGCAUAUAUCUGAAAACAAUUUGAAAAUAAUAAAAGAA
Toxorhynchites rutilus septentrionalis is the source of this 6547-nucleotide messenger RNA. It is a transcript of the gene Psc, whose product is annotated as polycomb group protein Psc. Gene Ontology annotation, molecular function: promoter-specific chromatin binding. Gene Ontology annotation, biological process: negative regulation of transcription by RNA polymerase II. The transcript has 5 exons. Gene Ontology annotation, cellular component: PRC1 complex. The record is from RefSeq and is a predicted model, not a curated record. NCBI's taxonomy places the organism in Eukaryota, Metazoa, Arthropoda, Insecta, Diptera, Culicidae. The coding region runs from base 1054 to 5304 and encodes 1416 amino acids.